This is a messenger RNA of Nerophis ophidion (straightnose pipefish), 9195 nucleotides long. It is a transcript of the gene ikzf2, whose product is annotated as IKAROS family zinc finger 2. NCBI's taxonomy places the organism in Eukaryota, Metazoa, Chordata, Actinopteri, Syngnathiformes, Syngnathidae. Bases 448 to 1983 code for a protein of 511 amino acids. Gene Ontology annotation, biological process: regulation of transcription by RNA polymerase II. The transcript is spliced from 8 exons. Gene Ontology annotation, molecular function: RNA polymerase II cis-regulatory region sequence-specific DNA binding; DNA-binding transcription factor activity. The record is from RefSeq and is a predicted model, not a curated record.
GCGCAAAAAGUUUCUCUCGACGCUGACUGUAGCAACGGAUUUUCCAGUCCCUUGAAAACCGGCUGCUCCCUGCCGCCAUGGCUAAUUCCUCAGGAACCGGUGGAUCCAGUUUGAUCCAUCCCUCGUCUUGGUUCCUUCUUAGCGACCUGGCAGGUCUUCCCUGUCCGCCGUUCCUGCUCUACGUGGGCUGGAGUCAGGUCUGUGUCCGACUUUCCAAGACAAAUAUUGUGUUUUCUGGAGACGUCCAGGGAGGGCUUCUGGGGUCCGGGAAGAUGCGUGCCAUAACUUUUCCAUGCCUGACCCUCCUGAUUGCUUUGGGAAACCCCAGAAGAAACACUUUGUCUUUGUUUUAAAGGAAGCUGGAAGACGGUCUGCCAUCUUCCGACUGAUAUCACCAAGUCGUUCUCCCCAGGAGGCCACUUGAGUCACUGCAUUACUGCUCUGGAAAUGGAGGCACCCAAUGGCUACUCUGCUAGUAAUGGCCAGUGCUCUCCGAGUAAGGAGAAGUCAAGAAUGUCUACACAGAACUGCCAAAAUGAUCCAUAUGUUCGGAAUUCGCCCAGUGAUGUGUCUGAAAAGCAGAUCAAGCAAGAAGAAGACACAAACGAGGAGGGUGUUAACAGGAGCCCAGCGCAAGAGGACCAAACAGGAGAAGAAAGGACAUCUGUUGGGGAAUCCAUCGGUGGGAGCCCAAACAAUGCAGCGGACAGUAUGUCUGGACAAAGUAUGACCUCGGAGGCACUCAAUCGACAACCAAACGGUGACCGGCCUUUCCAGUGCAACCAGUGUGGCGUCUCCUUCACUCAGAAGGGGAACCUGCUGCGACACAUCAAGUUGCACACGGGCGAAAAACCGUUCAAAUGUCCCUUUUGUAAUUACGCCUGCCGCCGCCGUGACGCUCUUACGGGUCAUCUUCGCACUCAUGCUGUUGGCAAACCACACAAGUGUAACUAUUGUGGGCGGAGCUACAAACAGCGCAGCUCAUUGGAGGAGCAUAAGGAACGCUGCCAUGGUUACCUGCAGAGCAUCGGCUUGGAGCCGGCCACCAACACCAGUUCUUACACAGGUGACGCUCCUAAAGAUCCGAGACCCAUAACAACGUUUGAUCGGCCUCUUGUUAUUGAAAGACUACACAGUAAUGUUGGGAAGAGGAAGAGCACCACACCCCAGAAAUUUGUGGGUGAAAAAAUGGCGCGCUACAGCUACCCUGAAAUGGGCUAUGAGAUGGGCCUCAAGUUUGAGAAGCAGGCUGAGCUGAUGUCAGCCCACAUGAUGGACCAAGCUAUGAGUAAUGCCAUCACUUACCUGGGGUCGGACACACUUCGGCCAAUUAUCCAACACCCAGGCCACCCUCUGUCCAUGACCGAGGUCAUGCCUAUGGUCAACCCGCUCUACCAUCACGUUCUGCCAGUUGGUAAUCGAGCUGAGCAUACAGGAAACACUGACUCAGUGCCACCCCAGCCUCCUUUACCAUCCGAGUUCCCCAGCCACGCCAUCUCCAACGGGCCCGCUGCCCGACCGGUGAGACUGACCCAAUCGCGGCAAGAGGAAUCGCCAAGUAACAGUGGAGGAGACUCGCCCGACUCGGCUCGAAGCAGCACCCACGAACGGCAUGCCAAUCUUGCUGGCAAUCUCCCGCCAAUCCAAAGGUCUCGCUCAAGUCCCGUGGCUUUUUCAAGCGAUCAUGCGACAGAGGUGUCGCCCAGAAGCGGGUCGGGAAUCGGGAGCGGGGUAUUGCGGGAAUCUACAGAGAGGCUGGCGAGUCAGGAAGCGAUGCGGGUGUUUGGACGAGACGGCCGGGAGUUGCGAGCCUUCCACUGUGACCAUUGCCAAGUGCUCUUCUUGGACCAUGUCAUGUACACCAUACACAUGGGUUGCCAUGGAUACAGGGAUCCACUGGAGUGUAACAUCUGUGGUCACAACAGCAAAGACCGCUAUGAGUUCUCCUCACAUAUCGUUCGUGGUAAGCACACAUUCCAGUAAGAAGAUUGUUAGAUUCAGUAUCAUAAAAGUUUGUCUAAGUCUAAAAACAUUACCAAGCUUUAAAUGGCUGAAGGAAGCGCCUUUUCAGCUACGUAACAGCUGACCAAUCAUAUGAAGGCUUGAUGGCAGCAUGUGCUGAUUCAAUUCUUGCCUUCAAACCAUUUUAAAAACAAAACUCUCAAGGAGUCGAUGACCAGAACUACUUUCUGCAGUGAUUAUGAUGUCUAAGUAUGAUCAGAAUAAAGUACAAAUAUAAAUAGGUGGCAUGUUGACAAUCAUCAUAAAAUAUUGUGGGGAAAAAAGUUGUACCGUUUUACAUGAAUUAAGUCAUAUUUUUAUGUGCAUAAUGCACAAAUGUGAACAAAUGUCGGCCCCUAAUAACUUUUGCCUCUUUUGUUGAGGUUCACUGAUGAUCUCGCCAUGUGGCAUGUUUACUGACAGAGGGUCUCAGACUGUUUAAAUUACAUACCUGUGGGCAUUUUCACCUUUAUUCUUUCCAUCCAUCCAUCUUCUUCCGCUUAUCCGCAGUCAGGUUGCGGGGGCCGUAGCCUAAGCAGAGAAGCCCAGACUUUCCUUUCCCCAGCUACUUCGUCCAGCUCUUCCCGGGGCGUUCCCAGGCCAGCUGGGAAAAAUACAUUGAGGCAAAAAAAGUAUUUAGUCAGUCACCAAUUGCACCAGAUGAGGCCUGUAGUUUUUAUCAUAAGUACACCUCAACUAUGAAAGACAAAAUGAGAAAAAAAAUCCAUAAAAUCACAUUGUCUGAUUUUUAAAUAAUUUAUUUGCAAAUGAUGGUGGAAAAUAAGUAUUUGGUCAAUGAGAAAAUUUAAUCUCAAUACUUUGUUAUAUACCCUUUGUUGGCAAUGACAUUUUCUGUAAGUCUUCACAAAGUUUUCACACACUGUUGCUGGUAUUUUGGCUCAUUCCUCCAUGUAGAUCUCCUCUAGAGCAGUGAUGUUUUAGGACUUUUGGACUUUCAACUCUGUCCAAAGAUUUUCUAUGGGUUUGAGAUCUGGAGACUGGCUAGGCCACUUCAGGACCAUGAAAUGCUUCUUACGAAGCCACUCCUUGGUUGCCCGGGCGGUGUGUUUGGGAUCAUUGUCAUGCAUCUUCAAUGCCCUUGCUGAUUGAAGGAGGUGUUCACUCAAAAUAUCACGAUACAUGGUCCAUUCAUUCUUACACAGUAGGUUUGGUGUUCUUUGAAUGCAACUCAGCAUUCCUUCUCCUCUAAAUACAAGAUGAGUUUUUACCAAAAAGUUAUAUUUUGGUUUCAUCUGCCCAUAUGGCAUUCUCCCAAUACUCUUCUGGAUCAUUCAAAUGCUCUCUAGCAAACUUCAGAGAGGCAUAGACAUGUACUAUCUUAAGCAGGGAGACACGUCUGACACUGCAGGAUUUGAGUACCUGGCAGAAUCGUGUGUUACUGAUGGUAGUCUUUGUUCCUUGGGUCCCAGCUCUCUGCAGUGUGAUUCCAGGAGUUUUGCUUCCCGUUCUUGUGAUCAUUUUGACCCCAUGGGGUGAGAUCUUCAGAUCGAAGGAGAUUAUCAGUGGUCUUGUAUGUCUUCCAUUUUCUAAUUAUUGCUCCCACAGUUGAUUUUUUCACACCAAGCUGCUUACCUAUUGCAGAUUCAGUCUUCCCAGCCUGGUGAAGGUCCACAAUUUUGUUUUUGGUGUCCUUUCACAGCUCUUUGGUCUUGGCCUUAGUGGCGUUUGGAGUGUGACUGUUUGAGAUUGUGGACAGGUGUCUUUUAUACUGAUAACAAGGCCAAAAAGGUGCCAUUAAUACAGGUAACAAGUGGAGGACGGAGGAGUCUCUUAUAGAAGAAGUCACCGCUCUGUAAAAGCCAGAAAUCUUGCGUGUUUGUAGGUGACCAAGUACUUAUUUUACUGAGGAUUUUAAUUAAUAAAAAAAUCCUACAAUGUGAUUUCCUGGAUUAUUUUUUCACAUUCUGUCUCUCACAGUGGAAGUGUACCUAUGAUGAAAAUUACAGGUCUCUCUCAUCUUUUUAAUUGGGAGAACUUGCACAAUUGGUGGCUGACUAAAUACUUUUUUGCCCCACUGUUGCUCCAAAGUGUCCUGGGUCUUUCCCUUGGGAUCCAACCGGCCGGAGGCGCUCUAACACCUCCCUCUGGCAUUUUCUCAUUCAUUUCCCCAAAAAAUUUCCUGAUAAAUGACGGUCAAAAAACCUUCUUUGCUGUGAUUCUAGUUUGUUUGGACGGAUCUGCCUGCCUCAUUGUAUCCAUCCGCGUCUGCAAAAAUAUAAUCUCUCGUGCCAUGUCGUCGCUAUUUAGCUCUGCUUCGUUACAGUCUGACGUACACAUUGAAGUUACACAUUUAUUUGUUGGUUCAUUAUACAAUUACAAAUAAAUCAUAGGAAUGGAAUUCUUACUCCCGAUUCAAUUCAAUUAUGAUUCUUGGAGUAAAGAUUUGAUUCAGAAUCAAUUAUCGAUUUACACAAUUCUCAAUUCAAACGGACUCUCACAAUUUAUUAUUAGGUUUACAGUAUGAAGGGAAUUCAAAUGGCCCCAUUUGUCACGGUUUACCUGACGGAUGAAGCGUGAUGAAUUAAUGGGGUGCAUGGAACACUCCAGCCGUCAGAGAGCAGUGGAGUGUUAAAUGUAUUAAAAUGUGUUUUGGGGCAAUUCCGACUUUGACCACAGCGUACGUUGCUAUGUGGAGUGGCCACAUUUUCAGCAGACUGCAUUGCAAAAUGAUUAACCCUACACUUUUCUUAUAAGAUCCACCCAGGAGUGGGGUCCUUCCCUACUGUACAAAUGAUUAUACAAUCUCUUGGCUGCUGACGUAUAGAUGACAAUCUGAGAAUUGUUUUAUUGUUUUAUUUUUUUAUAAAUGUAUUCUAAAACUAAAUAAUUUUCAUAUUAUGUAAAACUUAACAUAAAUUUAAAAAACACAUAUAUUGUUUUUGUUGCUUUUUUAUCCUCUUGGGUAUACUGUACAUCAUUUAAAUAAUUUAAAAGCUGUAGAGUAGCCCAAGGGUGAAAAUAUCCUGAAGGAGUCAAGAGUGUAUAAAAUGUUUUGGACUCAUUUUAAAAUUAUUUUUAGUACUAAUUUUAUGUUUAUUCAGGCCUGAUUUUCACCCCAGCCCUUCUACAGGUUCUGUAUGGAUGACGACUAAUUUUGUGCACAUUUUUUUAUAUAAACAAUCUGACAUAUUUGGAACAAAUUGGCAUUCAAAAGGUUAAAAACAAGACUUAUUUGCUAUAUUUUUUCAGUAGUGAAGUUAAAAAAGAGAUCUGAGAAAAAAAAGGUAAAAAGAAAUUAUAUAUCCAAUUUUUUUUUUUUUAUUACACUCCUUAUAGACUUGUUUGUCCUGGCGCUACUCAAAUGUGCGACAAUUAUUGCUAUUAUAAGAAAAAAUACUAUAUUUGCAAAUGAAAAAAAACCCAAAGAUAUGGCCCAAAAUAGACCGAAAUGUAGCUAAAACGUUUAGGUUUUUUUAAGUUCCUGAUAUAAUAUCCUUUAAUUAAAAAAUAAACUUCAGUACAUACUGCAUAUCAACAAUGAAGUUGUAUAUUCAAAAUAACAAGUACAUACAGUUCAUGUUACACACGUAAUGCAAUUCAGUACAACACAUAGCAUCAGCCUUUGCCCACCAAGAAAAACAUCCCACUUCAACUUAAAGACAGCAUAAGUUCAGUCCAGAUGGUUAAUAAUUUAUAGGUACAUGUUUUUGGUACGUGGCAUUGUUAUCUGAUUGAGUAAUUACACUUGAUCGAACUAAUAUCCCACACUACUAAAUAAUAUAAAGAAAGUUUGACAACUGCUCGUAUUGUUAUAAAUCACUAUCGGUAUCAACCAGAAGUCAAAGCUCCAAUAUUGGUGUCGUAUUAAAAGUGAAAAAGUUGUGUCUGGACACCCCCGAGUAAGAUACAUUUAUUAACAAGUAGGACAAUUAUUUGUGUGUUAGUCAGUUCUGCUUUUCAAUGCUGUUUAAUUAGUCCAUGUUUAGGGUGUGGGAUUGUGUGUAUUUUAGUCAUCCAGCACUGAAAAUAUGAAGUUUACAUAUUGCAGCCUAUUUCUGUAUUCAAUCACGAUGUGUGUUUACUCGCUACACAUGAUGUCUUAAAUGAUGCUUUAAUUGUAAUAAUAAUUGUGUAUUUUUCUCACAUGUGCGUUUUACGGUGCAGAUUUGUUGACCUCACCAUUGGUCUUGUCGACACCAAAACAGAUAUUUUUUGAAAAAAAACUUAUUUUUUUCAUUUGUUUUAGCCUCUUUCUCACACACGAACAUUUUUAAUUGCGCUGGGCCGCCAUUUUAGUCCGACAUUGUAGUAAAUAAGAUCCUUCUUUUUCUCUAUCGUAUUGUUGUGGGGCAGUAUUGUUGUGGGGCAGACUGGCACGUACAUGCAUAUGCAUCCUCCGCUGUUGCCAUUUCUAUCUGUUUGGACAAAAAAAUAUAUUUAUUUAUAAACAAAAUAAUAAAAUGCGAAAAUCGAUUUUGAUCGAGAAUGGAAUCUGAAUUGUCACUCCAGGAAUCGAAAUUGGAUCAAAUCGUUGAGUGCCCAAAGAUUCACACCCCAAGUUACUACACACCUUUGAAGAUAAUUCACAUGUCAUCUGAUAUUUUGUUAUAUUAAAGAACAGAUGCAUUAUACAGUGGAACUUCUAUCCACAAACUUAUUUGGUUCUUAAACAUGGUUCAACGAACCCAAAAAAAUGUUUGAGUUCCCCAUAAAAAUCAAUGUAAACAUGACUCCACAAAAGUCCCUAUUUUAGUAAAUUAAAGUACACAGUUCAAAGACGUAUAUAUAUAUAUAUAUAUAUAUAUAUAUAUAUAUAUAUAUAUAUAUAUAUAUAUAUAUAUACCAUUAAUUGAUUUACGUGGACCCCGACUUAAACCAGUUAAAAAACUUAUUCGGGUGUUACCAUUUAGUGGUCAAUUGUACUGAAUAAUAUGUACUGUGCAAUCUACUAAUAAAAGUUUCAAUUAAUCAAUCAAAACAUACAUAUAUAUAUAUAUAUUUAUUAUGUACAUACUCUGUUUAUCUGUCUGUCUCUCUCUCUCUCUAUAUAUAUAUAUAUGUAUAUAUAUAUAUAUAUAUAUAUAUAUUAACAAGGGGUUAAUGUCUCAACACCCCAACAAGCCUUAAACUCAAUAUGCUCACAAACACACAAACCUCGUGGGUGCGUUCAAAAAGCAAAAAACAACAAAAGGAAAAUCAUGUUACCUGGCGUCUGGGAAUAUUUGUGGCAUUGUUGAACACUUUGGUAGUUUUGGAGUGGUAAACGAGCAGUGACUUCACGUAGUUGCCGGCAGCGUUAGCACAAACUAGCUGUGUAAGGCGAUCCUUCAUCAGCUUGUUUCCCUGCGGUGCCUUUUCCUUCGCUGUAAUAAAGGUCCACUGUAGCGUCUUUUUCGGUCUCAUCACAAUUAAAGACUUGCUAAGGAAAUUCCCUGAUAAAGUCCUCAAAGUGAAGGUGCCGCAAGCCAUUGGCUAACUAUCUAAAAUGCUAGCUCAGUGGUUGUAAAUCAACCGGAAGCAAUCCAGCAAGACUGUGAGAGUUUGGAUACAUGUAAAGCAUUUCCGAUCACACAAAGUGAGCUCUAAGACACACCUCAGAUCGGCGCGAGGUACGAUAUUUGUGGAAAUAAACUCUUCAGAAGUGCCGCUAGCCUCAAAGCUCUUCAAAAUAGCCGUGUACGGGAUGAAAACAGAACAUUCUUUAAAAUUAACACAUCCACGAUCGCAGGAAGUGAUGUUAUCAAAAUGGCAGCCCGCGUAAAGCUUCAGCGGCAUAGAAAAUGAAUGAAUGAAGCGCCGAGACAUGGUCCACACACAGAGACUUAUUUGGCGCGUUGUAAACAUUGGAAAACCGAAAAGGACGCAAAUAGAGAUUGUUUUUUUAGGCUUCUGAUUUUUCAUUAUUAUGAGAACAGAGUUUUUCGUGUUAAUGGAGAUUUUGUAAAACCAAAUUUUUUUUAAUGCGUUUUUUUAAAAUAUCUAUGGUGGUGUGGACUUGGCCUUAAUGAAUUUAGAAAGCUAAUGGGUUAAGCUUUGUCAGUAUUCCUAUUGCAAACGUGACUGGUUUGAAGGUCCGUCUCGGAAUACUGUCACAAGGACCAAACUGAGGUACGAGUUGCAGCUUCUAGUGGUGGCCAUAUGUCCGUUGUCUUUGGGCCGUUAGAGGACUUUGAAUCUUUCCGAAACUAAGAUGCAACCUGGAAGGACAAGUUUUGUGUUGUUGACCUCGCACUUUAUUUAAGCAUCUGCAACAAGGCGACAUUUGACGGUCAAACUUUGUUGGGAAAACUGAAAGCACAAUUCUGCACGGAAAUGAAGAUUUUACAUAUGUCGGCUAAGAUGAAAGAGUUUUGUCGCGAAUGACUCCUUUAUGUCAUCAGAGGCAAUUUAAUGAACCUCAACUUGUCUUUACAAUUUAUGUGAUUAAAAGGCAGCUUAAUGUAUUUUGUUUUCUUCUUCUUAUUCUCCAGUGUUAAGCAUUCUUUUUAUUUUUACGUGAAAUAUACUGUUCUACAUGUAACAAGGGCACAACUACAGCUUACUUACAGGAGCAAACACAAAGGGAAGUGAAGAACUUGAGACUAUGUUGUUGCCGGGUCUGGGUUAGUUUUUGCCUCAUCCAUCACUUAAACCGUGAGUGAAGAAUGCGCUCCCGGCCUAAUGAAGCCUGAAAAGUCCGAAAAAGAAAGGGAUGAUACAGUAUUAUCCGCUCACAGAUGCUACCUGGUGGUUGUUUGAGCACACUGCAGCUUGUCCUGGAUAGUCCCACCUCUAGUACAUCAGACACACGCAGGAUUCUCACAGGAAUGAGGCAAAAAUACAACCUUCGUGCAAACUCUGUAUAUACUCCAAACGAGACAACAGGGUUCAGGUUUGUGGUAAUUUAUUUUAUUGUUAUUUUUUCUGUGUACAUUUUGGCACAGAAUGGGUGCUCAAAUUCCAAAAGAAUGUUUGAUGUAAGGGCGCUCAGGUAUUUUUCAUGGAUUUAUUGAUCAAACAGAAUGAAGCUUCUCUCCUGUCUUAUAUUUCGUUGAAAACUGUGUUGAGUGGUGAAUUCUUCUUUGCAGAUUUGAACAAAAAACAACAUCAAAUGGCGAAACCCUGCGGUGUAGAAAAUGUCUAUUUUUUAAAGACAGGGUGUAUUUAUAUAUAAAUAUAUUUUACUGUCUUGCCUGUUCAGUAAAAAAAAGAAGUCCGACAUAUUGUUGUAAUAAAAAUAUUUAAACUACCAAA